Exophiala bonariae is the source of this 1149-nucleotide messenger RNA. It is a transcript of the gene FDH1, whose product is annotated as formate dehydrogenase (NAD+). Gene Ontology annotation, biological process: formaldehyde catabolic process. The record is from RefSeq and is a predicted model, not a curated record. Lineage: Eukaryota; Fungi; Ascomycota; Eurotiomycetes; Chaetothyriales; Herpotrichiellaceae. The transcript has 8 exons. Gene Ontology annotation, cellular component: cytosol. The coding region runs from base 1 to 1149 and encodes 382 amino acids. Gene Ontology annotation, molecular function: zinc ion binding; S-(hydroxymethyl)glutathione dehydrogenase [NAD(P)+] activity.
AUGUCUGCAAGCACAGUCGGAAAGACCAUUACAUGCAAGGGUGCCGUUGCCUGGGAAGCUGGCAAGGACCUGUCCAUCGAAGACAUCGAAGUUGCCCCUCCCAAGGCACAUGAAGUCCGCAUCCAGAUCAUGCACACUGGUGUGUGCCACACUGAUGCCUACACGCUCUCCGGAAAAGAUCCUGAGGGUGCUUUCCCUGUUGUCCUUGGUCACGAAGGUGCUGGCAUCGUUGAAUCCGUCGGAGAGGGCGUGACCAACGUCAAGCCCGGUGACCAUGUUGUGGCUCUUUAUACCCCCGAGUGCAAGGAAUGUAAGUUCUGCAAGUCUGGCAAGACCAACUUGUGUGGCAAGAUUCGAGCCACCCAAGGUAGAGGCGUCCUCCCCGAUGGCACCGGCAGAUUCAAGUGCAAAGGAAAGGAUCUUCUGCACUUCAUGGGCACUUCAACAUUCAUCCAAUAUACCGUGGUUGCCGAUAUUUCGGUUGUGGCUAUCACAGAUAAGGCACCUUUUGAUAGGGCUUGCUUACUGGGUUGCGGUAUUACCACCGGAUAUGGUGCAGCCACCAUCACUGCCAAUGUUGAGGAGGGUUCCAAUGUCGCCAUCUUUGGUGCGGGAUGUGUUGGCCUAUCAGUCAUUCAAGGAGCAGUCAAGAACAAAGCCGGUCGAAUCAUCGUCGUUGAUGUCAAUGACAAGAAGGAGGAGUGGUCCAAGAAGUUUGGUGCCACUGAAUUCGUGAACCCUACCAAAUUGGGAGGCAAGACGAUUCAAGAACAUCUAGUCGAGAUUACUGACGGAGGUCUUGAUUAUACUUUUGACUGCACUGGCAAUGUCGGUGUGAUGCGUGCUGCACUCGAGGCAUGCCAUAAAGGUUGGGGUCAGUCAAUCGUCAUUGGCGUUGCCCCCGCUGGUGCUGAAAUCUCGACCCGACCGUUCCAACUUGUUACCGGCCGUGUAUGGAGAGGUUGCGCAUUUGGUGGUGUCAAGGGCCGUACCCAGCUACCAGGCCUUGUGGAGGAUUAUCUGAAUGGAGACCUCAAAGUCGACGAAUUCAUCACCCACAGACAACCCCUCGACAAGAUCAACGAAGCUUUCCACGACAUGCACGCAGGUGACUGCAUCCGUUGCGUCGUCGACCUAGGCCACCAAUAG